AACUGAUAAAGGAGGUCAAUUUUUUACAGUACAGUUGCGCUCUGAAGCUACUUAAAAGAAACGGCAUGAGAAUUAAAGGGGAUAAAAAGGAAAUGGACCAUCUCCCUACAACACCUGUAAUGUAAUCCAAGCCUGGAAACAAAAUGAUGGAGUCUUGAUAAAGAAAUACAAAUCCUGAGUUUCUAAUCUAUGGAUAUAUAUCACCAUCUUUUAGAAUCAAAGAUGCUGCUAUAGUGAUUGUGCUGCCUCCUUUAAAGGAAGGUAGGACUUAACAAACUAAUGCACUGUCUUCAGUUUUUCCUGCACUGGUUUUAUAUGUAAUUUCUCUUUCUUGUUUAGGGUUGCAGCUAAAAGACAAUAAAACUAGAAAUGGAACCCUUAUAUGAGGAAUACCUAGCAAAUCGUGGAACAAUAGUAAAACCUUAUUACUGGUUAAAUUUCUCUCUAGAUUGCUCUAAUUGCCCUUACCAUAUUCGGACAGGUGAGGAAGCAAGAGUGCCCUACACAGAAUUUUCUCAGAUUUUUGGAUUCCCUUAUGGACCAACACAUUCUCAGACAAAACACCUCAUACUUUAUGAACUAAAAACUUCUUCUGGAAGCCUGAUACAAAAAGGCCACGCUAGCAGUUGCACUGGAAAUCACGUCCAUCCAGAAUCAAUGCUAUUUGAGGUGAAUGGUUAUCUCAACUCAGCCAUAAACAGCAACAACAUCAUCAGGCAUAUCAUUCUGUAUUCCAACCACUCACCUUGUAAUGAAGCUAACCACUGCUGCAUCAGCAAAAUGUACAAUUUCCUGAUAAUGUAUCCAGAUAUCACGCUUAGUAUUUAUUUUUCUCAGCUCUAUCAUACUGAGACUGACUUUCCUGCCUCAGCGUGGAACCGGGAAGCUCUCCGGAGCCUGGCCAGCUUAUGGCCACAGGUCACUUUGAGCCUAAUAAGUGGUGGGAUUUGGCAUUCUCUCCUCAACAAUUUUGUAAGUGGUAUCGCAGGAUCAACCGUGUUCCAGCCCAUUUUAACCAGGAGAGCACUGGCUGACAGGCACAAUGCAUAUGAAAUAAAUGCCAUAACAGGAGUGAAACCUUAUUUCACUGAAGUUCUUCACCAGGCAAAAGAGAAUCACAAUACAAAAGCUCAGUCAACUUUAGAGAGUUACCCCUUAAACAAUGUCUUUGUUGGACAGUCUUCUCCAGUGACUAGUGGACAACUACAACUCAACCUGACCCCAGACUUCAGGGUUCCUGUCAUGUUUGUGCUGGUGCCUUUCAGAGACAUACCACCAAUUCAUGUGGGUCAAAACCCACAUAAACCCAGGAAUGUUGUAAGGCACUUAAAUAUGCCUCAAAUGUCAUUCCAGGAAACCAAGGCCCAUGGAAGGCCUCCCAAUGGAAGUCCAGCAGAGAUAGUGGAAAUCACAGAACAGUUUGCAAAUAGCAAAGAGGCAAAUGAAAAGAAGAAAAAGAAAGGGAGAAAAUAAAAGCUUUAUUUCUAUAGCAUGAAACCAAACAAUUAUCAGAGGACUUAUCAGACAGUCAACAAAAAUCUGGAAACUUUCUUUCUUAGAUCUGAUUCCCAGAUGGAGAUAAAAAGCAAAACCUAAAUUAUUUUCUAUAUCAACUAUUACAAAGCUAUACUAUUUUUUAACAAAUCUAAAAUGUUUCCAUGAGCAACUUGUUUCCUCUGCUUUAUUCUGAAAGUGACUGUAUCAAAAUAGAGCCAUUAGUACCUUGCUAAUACUUUGGUGCAGAAAAGUAAUGCCAUUAUCCUAGCCUACCCACAUCAUCUUUCCACUGAAAAAAGCUCAUGGACUAAAUAGCUUCCUAAAUUAGUUUCAUUAUAAAACUUUACUGUAAAAAUUGGAAAACAGCCUGAAGUAACUGACAGUAAGUGGUGUUUACAAGAGCAAACCAGUGAUUUUCCAUUAAUUGUUAAUCAUGGACAGACGAUUUCAGGCAGCCCACUUUUCCUAAAGUGAUUCAAAAUAGUGUUUUGGGGGGGGAGGGCAGCUUUUCUGCUAAUUGAUUAGAUACACCUACAAAAAUUGAUUUUGGAAACAUAGCCACCCUCUCAGUUUGAUCUUUCCCAGCUCAGACCUCUCCCUACCCCCAAGCAGAGGAUGGAGGCAGGAUGAUACACAAGAAUCUCCAAGGGCAACCUCCAUCACAUGCCUAUAAAAUCUAAGUCAUUCUUACUGGCUCCUCCUUUACCUUCCUGGUGUCUUGUCUCAUCAGCAAGACUAUUAGCUCUUACAGGGCAAACACUCUCUCCUCUUAGGUGUUCCGCUUAGGAUCUAGCACAGUCUCUAAGCAAAAUGUGGACGGUAAGACUGUGAAUCUACAUCUCAAUAACUUCAAAAAAUCACUACUCCCCAAAAUCCCUUCUCCACUCCAUUCAAGUGCCUGCUUAACUGCCUUGCAAUGGACAUCUUUUGCUUUUGUUAGCACCCAUUACCCUUUCUAUGAUAGAACUCCCCAAUGCAUAAUUUGUAUGUUUUCCUUCCCUUUUUUUCUGACCCUUUUUUCAUCACCAGUUCAUAUCUGUACCUUCUCUUAAAAUCUUGUUCAAAACAUAUUUAUUCUAGGUGCUCCCUGAGUAAACUUCUGAGCAUUUACAUGAAUGCACUUUGCUUAUGCUAUAUUAAUUCACGUUAGCUGCCUCACUUCCUUCUUGGGAAAGGUAUAGAUGCAUUACAACAAAAAUGGACAUUUAUUUGUAACUUGCUAUUAAAAUUGCAUUCUUAAUAGAUGUAAAACUUAGUGCUAAGCUAAUAACAUGGUCAUUAGCAGAAACAACCUGGAAGAAAAAAAACUGAAACACAUAAUAACUCCAUUCAAUCAAUCAGAAAG
Molecule: messenger RNA, 2842 nt
Organism: Choloepus didactylus (southern two-toed sloth)
Lineage: Eukaryota; Metazoa; Chordata; Mammalia; Pilosa; Megalonychidae
Gene: APOBEC4
Product: apolipoprotein B mRNA editing enzyme catalytic polypeptide like 4
Exons: 2
Coding region: 370-1473 (367 amino acids)
Source: RefSeq, a predicted model, not a curated record